Mustela lutreola (European mink) is the source of this 932-nucleotide messenger RNA. Its product is annotated as cytochrome P450 4A12A-like. Gene Ontology annotation, molecular function: monooxygenase activity; heme binding; oxidoreductase activity, acting on paired donors, with incorporation or reduction of molecular oxygen. The coding region runs from base 1 to 396 and encodes 131 amino acids. The record is from RefSeq and is a predicted model, not a curated record. The transcript has 4 exons. Lineage: Eukaryota; Metazoa; Chordata; Mammalia; Carnivora; Mustelidae.
AUGUGUCUCUUGGAAUUAGUGACAUGGAAGUCAGAUAUAAUCAUAGAAAGAGUUGUUGAAGUGACAGAUAUAGAAGCCAAAAUGAAGUGGGCUGUCUUGCUCUCCUUUUAUGCCCUUCACCACAACCCAAAGAUAUGGCCAAACGCAGAGGUGUUUGACCCUUCCUGGUUUGCACCGGGUUCCUCUCAACACAGCCAUGCUUUCCUGCCCUUCUCAGGAGGAUCAAGGAACUGUAUCGGGAAGACUUUUGCCAUGAACGAGAUGAAGGUGGCAGUGGCCCUGACCCUGCUCCGCUUUGAGCUGGCACCACAUCCUUUUAAGGUCCCUGUUCCCACUCCAAGAAUUAUGUUGAUGUCCAAGAAUGGGAUCCACCUGCAUCUCAGGAAGCUCCUCUAACCCUUGUGGGGACAAAAUGAGCCCUGAGAGCCUCCUGCCUGCCAUCAUGUCUUCCUGUCAGUCUCUCCUGUCUGCUCUCUUCUGCUUACUUCCUGCUCUCACUCUGCCCACUGCCAGCCUCCUGUUCUCCUCCCCUUGUGCAUCAGAUGUCUGUCCUUCUCCAUCUCACCCUUUCCCAAGAUUCUCACCUGCUUGCCUGUUACCUUUCUCCUACCCAGCUGUAGCUCUGACUAUCCAUGUAAGUCAUGAACAGAGGCCUGUCCCCCAGGCUGUCUGCCCUCUCCCCGUUGCUGUUCCUUUCUAUCUGCUUUGUGUUCCUUGCUGCUUAACCACAUUACACAGACUUGGCUCCUUAAAAGAGCACAAGUUGAUGAUCCUGUAGCUUAGCUGAUCAGAAAUAGGGAAUGGGUCUCCCUGGCACAACAAAGGUGUUACAGAACCUCUAAGGGAGAAUCUCUUCUCUUGCAUUUUCUACCUUCUAAACGUCUGCUCUUAAGGCUAUUCAGUGAGGGGAUUAGGCCUCCCCGUUUAUCAAG